Prorocentrum cordatum is the source of this 819-nucleotide messenger RNA. The record is from the annotation of a GenBank genome assembly. Lineage: Eukaryota; Dinophyceae; Prorocentrales; Prorocentraceae.
GGACAAAAAAAAGGGGUCACCUGGGAUCUGUGCCUCUUCCUUGGCAUGCUCCCGGGCCCCUUCCGUGCCGCCGCCGCGCCUCAGGCCUGCCUGGCCUCCGGGUGCGCGGCGCUGGGCCCGGCACGGGCCCAGCUGGACGAGGCCCUGGCGCUCCUCGGCGAGGACUCCGGCCAGCGGGCGCUGGAGGUCGAGGAGGUCGACGCGGUCCGGGAGGCGUCCGAGGUGAAGGCCCGCCUGGAGCUGCUGGAGGCGCGCGUCGGCCGGUUGCGGAAGGCGGCGCGCGCCGCCAAGGACCGGGCCAAGAGGAAGAAGGAGGAGGAGGACAAGAACAAGAAGGAGAAGAAAAACUUCUCGAGGCUGGAGAGGAUGUACCAGGAGGCCGAGGAGGGCGACUCGGACGACGACUGGUAAGCCACGUCCCCACGCCGCGCAGGCACGGUGCUCCUUCAACAGGCGGCGCGGCGAUGGGUUCCUCGCGGCGGCGCGUCGUCGAUACGGCGGGGGCGUGGGUCAAGGAAGGUGCUCAGGAUGCUUCAGACCCUGGGCGGCUCCUGAUGUGAUGAGGGCGGCGGGGCUCCCCACGGGCCAGGCCUCUCACAUGGGCGUCCCACGGGUUCCCUAUCCAACGAUUCCCUAUCCAACGAUUCCUGGAUUCCUGGGCUCUGGGACCCUGGAUCCCCUACCCAACGAUUCCUCGCCCGAUACCCUUGCCGUGUUGCUGUGGGCACCCCAGGCAGACCACGUCCCCCUGCCGCGCAGGCGGGCCCGGGCGCAUCCCGCCAGGGGCGCUUGGGCGUCGCGCGGGCGCCCUGCGCGCCG